Messenger RNA from Hippopotamus amphibius kiboko, 402 nucleotides. RefSeq names its product cyclin-dependent kinase inhibitor 3-like. Lineage: Eukaryota; Metazoa; Chordata; Mammalia; Artiodactyla; Hippopotamidae. Gene Ontology annotation, molecular function: protein tyrosine phosphatase activity. The transcript has 4 exons. The record is from RefSeq and is a predicted model, not a curated record. The coding region runs from base 1 to 402 and encodes 133 amino acids.
AUGAGGCCACCUAGUUCCACGCAGACAAGUUGUAAAUUUAAAGAUGUUAGAAGAAAUAUCCAAAAAGAUACAGGACUUCCUAGGUGGCACAGUGAAGAACUAAAGAGCUAUGGUAUACAAGACAUAUUUGUUUUCUGCACCAGAGGGGAACUGUCAAAAUAUAGAGUUCCAAACCUUUUGGACCUCUACCAUCAGUAUGGAAUUAUCACUCAUCAUCAUCCAAUUCCAGAUGGAGGGACUCCUGACAUAGCCAGCUGCUGUGAGAUAAUGCAGGAGCUUGAAAUCUGCCUUAAAAAUAACCGAAAAACCUUAAUACAGUUCACAAUAGGAGGUGGACAAGGUGGUUCCCAGAAAGAAAAAGAAGAGGAAAUUGCAGCAGUGAUAAGCCCUCCUCACAGAUAA